Molecule: messenger RNA, 1432 nt
Organism: Nelumbo nucifera (sacred lotus)
Lineage: Eukaryota; Viridiplantae; Streptophyta; Magnoliopsida; Proteales; Nelumbonaceae
Product: aquaporin PIP2-4-like
Biological process (GO): transmembrane transport
Cellular component (GO): membrane
Molecular function (GO): channel activity
Source: RefSeq, a predicted model, not a curated record
UCUCUCAUUCUCCUCCCACUCACAUUAAAACACAAAACCACUCAAACAAGGGUCCAAGGCCAUCCUCCUCUACAUCUCUGUUUUCCUUCCUGUGAAGUCUUGUGUUUCGUGCGGCAUGGCCAAGGACGUUGAAUCUUCUGAACACAGCCAGUUCUCCGCCAAGGACUACCACGACCCCCCUCCGGCGUCGUUGAUCGACCCCGAUGAAUUAAGCAAGUGGUCCUUCUACAGGGCUCUCAUCGCGGAGUUCAUUGCGACCCUUUUGUUUCUUUACAUUACUGUGUUGACGGUCAUCGGUUACAAACGCCAGACCGAUUCGUCUCAUAACGGUACUGAUUGUGGUGGCGUUGGCCUCCUCGGUAUCGCUUGGGCUUUUGGUGGUAUGAUCUUCAUUCUUGUUUACUGCACGGCUGGUAUCUCUGGAGGACACAUAAACCCAGCUGUGACGUUCGGGCUGUUCUUGGCACGUAAGGUGUCGCUAAUCCGAGCCGUGAUGUACAUAAUAGCUCAAUGCCUGGGCGCAAUCUGCGGGGUCGGGUUGGUCAAGGGUUUUCAGAAGAGUUACUACGUCCGCUACGGUGGUGGGGCGAACGAGCUGGCAGAUGGAUACAGCAAGGGCGUAGGAUUGGCAGCCGAGAUCAUCGGUACCUUCGUCCUCGUCUACACCGUUUUCUCCGCCACUGACCCCAAGAGAAACGCCAGAGACUCACAUGUCCCGGUUUUGGCGCCACUCCCCAUCGGAUUCGCAGUAUUCAUGGUUCACCUGGCCACCAUCCCAAUCACCGGAACCGGCAUCAACCCGGCAAGGAGUCUUGGAGCCGCUGUCAUCUUCAACAAGGACAAGGCUUGGCAUGACCACUGGAUCUUCUGGGUCGGACCCUUCAUUGGAGCUGCCAUCGCAGCGUUCUACCAUCAAUACAUCCUCAGAGCAGCAGCUAUUAAAGCUUUGGGAUCCUUCAGGAGCAACCCCCACGUCUAAAUUUCCAAGAUUAGUUCUGGUUUUUGUCCUUCGUCAAAGUUCGGGAGACAGAUGAAGAUGUACUAAGGACAAUUGGUGGUUUUUACUUUCCAAGAGCAAGUAGUAAUAAUGGAGGAGUUGCGAGUCUGUGUGAAGCUCCCCUUGGCUCUUUUUGUCCUUCUUCCCAACUUUCCUUUUCUUUUUCUUUCAAGCACAAAAGAAAGAAAAGAAAAAAAAAAGAUGGGGAGGAGAAUGAGAGAGGGUUGAGGACCCAAAGAACUGUAGAUAAGAUGUCUUUGGGAGGAAGGGAAUCUUUAGUGUAUCCCUUUUGGUCUUUCUCAGCACUUGCUUCGAAUGUAUCUAAGUGCUUAGUGUUGGUGUAAUUUUUCUUCAUCUUUUCUUUCGUGUAGUCAUGAUGUUUCCAGAAUCCAGAUGAAUGUAGCAACAAGUAAGUGGUUUGAUUGUCUUAGUUUC